GCGGAGGCGGUGGCGGGAUGGGGCUGCUGCUCAUGAUCCUGGCGUCGGCCGUGCUGGGUUCCUUUCUCACGCUCCUCGCCCAGUUCCUCCUGCUGUACCGUAGACAGCCCGAGCCGCCGCCGGACGAGGUCGCCGGCGCGGGCGAGGGCUUCCGCUACAUCAAGCCGGUGCCGGGCCUGCCCCUGAGGGAGUACCUUUAUGGCGGCGGCCGGGACGAGGAGCCCUCCGGGGCGGCCUCUGAGGGCGGCGCGACCACCGCGGCCCCCGAAGCCCCCGCCCCGCCGGCGCGGGAGACUUGCUACUUCCUCAACGCCACCAUCCUAUUCCUGUUCCGGGAGUUGCGGGACACCGCGCUGACCCGCCGCUGGGUCACCAAGAAGAUCAAGGUGGAGUUCGAGGAGCUGCUGCAGACCAAGACGGCCGGGCGCCUGCUGGAGGGGCUGAGCCUGCGGGACGUGUUCCUGGGCGAGACGGUGCCCUUCAUCAAGACUAUCCGGCUCGUCCGGCCCGUCGUGCCCUCGGCCACCGGGGAGCCCGACGGCCCCGAGGGGGAGGCGCUGCCCGCCGCCUGCCCCGAGGAGCUGGCCUUCGAGGCGGAGGUGGAGUACAACGGGGGCUUCCACCUGGCCAUCGACGUGGACCUGGUCUUCGGCAAGUCCGCCUACCUGUUCGUCAAGCUGUCCCGCGUGGUGGGGAGGCUGCGCUUGGUCUUCACGCGCGUGCCCUUCACCCACUGGUUCUUCUCCUUCGUGGAAGACCCGCUGAUCGACUUCGAGGUGCGCUCCCAGUUUGAAGGGCGGCCCAUGCCGCAGCUCACCUCCAUCAUCGUCAACCAGCUGAAGAAGAUCAUCAAGCGCAAGCACACCCUGCCCAGUUACAAGAUCAGGUUUAAGCCGUUUUUUCCAUACCAAACCUUGCAAGGAUUUGAAGAAGAUGAAGAGCAUAUCCAUAUACAACAAUGGGCACUUACUGAAGGCCGUCUUAAAGUUACGUUGUUAGAGUGUGGCAGGUUACUUAUUUUUGGAUCCUAUGACAGAGAGGCAAAUGUUCACUGCACACUUGAAUUAAGCAGUAGUGUUUGGGAAGAAAAACAAAGGAGUUCUAUUAAGACGGUUGAAUUAAUAAAAGGGAAUUUACAAAGCGUUGGACUUACACUUCGUCUUGUCCAGUCAACUGAUGGGUAUGCUGGGCACGUCAUCAUUGAAACUGUGGCACCAAACUCACCUGCUGCAAUUGCAGAUCUUCAGCGGGGAGAUCGACUUAUCGCCAUUGGAGGUGUGAAAAUCACAUCGACACUGCAAGUGUUGAAGCUUAUCAAGCAGGCUGGUGACCGAGUCCUGGUGUACUAUGAAAGGCCUGUUGGCCAGAGUAAUCAAGGUGCAGUGCUGCAAGAUAACUUUGGCCAGUUGGAAGAAAACUUUUUGUCAAGCUCAUGCCAACCAGGUUAUGAAGAGGAAGCUGCCGGGUUGACAGUAGAUGCUGAAAGUAGAGAGCUGGAUUCUGAAUUUGAAGACUUGGCAAGUGAUGUCAGAGCACAAAGUGAGUUAAAAGAUGAGGCACAAUCAUUAAGUCAUAGUCCCAAACGUACUCCAACAACACUUUCUAUUAAACCCCUUGGAGCUAUAUCACCAGUUUUAAACCGUAAAUUAGCUAUAGGAAGUCACCCACUACCACCAAAAAUUCAACCCAAAGAUGGAAAUAAACCUCCACCCCUAAAAACUUCUGAGAUUACAGACCCAGCACAAGUGUCAAAACCCACCCAAGGAUCCACUUUCAAACCACCUGUGCCACCACGACCACAAGUGAAAGUUCCUUUGCCUUCCGCUGAUGCUCCAAAUCAGGCAGAACCAGAUGUUCUUGUUGAAAAGCCAGAGAAGGUGCCGCUGCCUCCUCCUGUAGAUAAAUCUGAAAAGCAAGCAAAAAAUGUGGAUCCCAUAGAUGAUACAGCUGCAUCUAAGCAGUUUUUAGCAAAGCAAGAAGUGGCCAAAGAUGUCACUUCAGAAACUUCCUGCCCUACUAAGGAUAGUUUGGAUGACCGUCAAACAUGGGAAUCAUCAGAAAUUCUUUAUCGUAAUAAGCUGGGAAAAUGGACAAGAACCAGAGCAUCCUGUUUGUUUGACAUAGAAGCCUGCCACAGGUACUUAAACAUUGCAUUGUGGUGCAGGGAUCCUUUUAAGUUGGGAGGUCUCAUCUGUUUGGGACAUGUUAGUUUAAAACUUGAAGAUGUGGCUUUAGGAUGCCUAGCUACAUCAAACAUGGAAUACCUUUCCAAAUUCAGACUGGAAGCCCCUUCACCUAAAGCUAUAGUCACUAGAACUGCACUGCGCAAUCUGAGUAUGCAAAAGGGAUUCAAUGACAAAUUUUGCUAUGGUGACAUUACUAUUCACUUCAAAUAUUUGAAAGAAGGAGAAUCAGACCACCCUGUAGUUACUAACAUAGAGAAAGAAAAAGAACCCCAUUUGGUUGAAGAAGUUUCUGCUCUCCCUAAAGAGGAACAAUUUGUUGGACAGAUGGGUUUAACAGAAAACAAACACAGUUUCCAGGAUACUCAGUUCCAGAACCCAACGUGGUGUGACUACUGUAAGAAGAAAGUUUGGACUAAAGCAGCUUCCCAGUGUAUGUUUUGUGCUUACGUUUGCCAUAAAAAAUGUCAAGAAAAGUGUCUAGCUGAGACUUCUGUUUGUGGAGCAACUGAUAGGCGAAUAGACAGGACCCUGAAAAACCUCAGGCUAGAAGGCCAGGAAACCCUCUUAGGCCUGCCUCCUCGUGUUGAUGCCGAAGCUAGCAAGUCGGUCAAUAAGACAACAGGUUUGACAAGGCAUAUUAUCAAUACUAGUUCUCGUUUAUUAAAUUUGCGUCAAGUCUCUAAAACUCGCCUUUCUGAACCAGGAACUGAUCUCGUGGAACCUUCACCAAAACACACACCCAAUACAUCAGACAACGAAGGCAGUGACACAGAGGUCUGUGGUCCAAAUAGUCCUUCUAAACGGGGAAACAACACAGGAAUAAAGUUAGUGAGAAAAGAGGGUGGUCUGGAUGACAGUGUGUUCAUUGCAGUUAAGGAAAUUGGUCGUGAUCUGUACAGGGGCUUGCCUACAGAAGAAAGGAUCCAGAAACUAGAGUUCAUGUUGGAUAAGCUACAGAAUGAAAUUGAUCAGGAGUUGGAACACAAUAAUUCCCUUGUUAGAGAAGAAAAAGAGACAACUGAUACAAGGAAAAAAUCACUUCUUUCUGCUGCCUUAGCUAAAUCAGGUGAAAGGCUACAAGCUCUAACCCUUCUUAUGAUCCACUACAGAGCAGGCAUUGAAGAUAUGGAAACUUUAGAAAGUCUGUCUUUAGACCAGCACUCCAAAAAAAUAAGCAAGUACACAGAUGAUACAGAAGAAGACCUUGAUAAUGAAAUAAGCCAACUAAUAGACUCUCAGCCAUUCAGCAGCAUAUCAGAUGACUUAUUUGGCCCGUCCGAGUCUGUGUAACAGACAGGUCUAUUUAAACUUUCAAAUGAAUGGGGUAAAGUUGCAUCUAAAGUACCACAGAUACAACCAUGUUUAAAUCCUCUUAUGCACUUUGGCCUGCUUCUCCAGUUACUUGCUUGUGUAAGAACAGAAAGGAAAGGUUGUUUUCCGGUUAAAAACAUGAGCAGCUUACUAAAUGGUUGUUUGGGAUUGCAUUUAUAGCUAUGCUUUUUGGGUUUAUACUGGGAAUUUAUUUUUACUAAUUUAUUUUUAACUUUUCUAAUUAUGUAAUUAUGUAAGCUAACUUUUCAUGUUUAUGUAUAUAUGGUGUCCCCUUGUGUUAUUUUCCUUCCUCUUGGUUUUUGAAUUAGUGUUAAAUAGCAUACCUACUGUCUAGAUUCUUGAAAUAUUUUCAUUUCCAUCAUGGUUAUUACAAAUUUGCUGCAUGCCCAAAUUGACAAUAACAAUCAUUGAGGGAACAGGUUUUGAAGCUUUCUUUUGUGUUAUGAAGUUUAUCGUCUCUACUUGCUUGAGAUUUUUGUUAUUUUGAGGCUUUGGGGCUACUUUUUGUUUUGUUUUUGCCAAAUGUAUCAUGAAAGCAGAUGCUGCAGCUUUAGUCUGUUGUGCUGAUUAAGUAAAAAAAAAAAAAAAAAAAUUUUUUUUUACAUAUAUUGCUUGCUUUUGAUACUUCUAUGAAAUUUUUUUCUAAAGCUUUUGUGCAGCUGAAGUAUGGUAAAAAAUAUGGUGAUUAAUUUGAAGAACUUACGUUGAAAGACUGUAAUAGGAAAUAAAUGUAGAAUGCAGUUAGUCAAGAAUUUUGUAGAGAGGAUAACAAGACUUACUGAAAACAGUAAUGUAGCAUUUUGAAAUAUAAAUUAAAAUAUUGAUGCUUUCCUUUUAAAUAGAAAUUUUAAAUUUAUGAUUAAAAGUUUAAACAUUUAUGAUUAUUUUUCAUCAGUUCUCCCAUAGGAAAUAAAGUGUGUGAAAGGGUAAAGUUUUGGAGGACUCUUUAAAAUUACUGUGUUGGUAACUAGUUUUGGCUGGUUUUGUUUUAGAAACAUUUUCAUGUAGAAGUAUUCUGUGAAGGAGAGGAAUCAUGGAAAAUGUAUUUAUUGCUUUAUCUGACAUCUUACAGGCAUAAAGAAAUGGUAAUCAUUUUGAAUACUUCUGUAGUUCAGACUAUCUUCAUUAAGAAAAGAAAGACAAAAAUAGACAGUAUACAUACAUAGGAAUUGGGACCAGUUCUCUGAAAAUGAAGAUCUACUCACACUGGAUCCGUUUUACGGAUCCCGGUAACCCUGACUGAGGGAAAACACGUAAGCUUGACUGCUCUUGGGGUACCUUAAUAGUUUUCAGUCUGUUGUAUACCUAUAAAAUAGACAAGCAUAUGUUUUUCCCUUGUGUCGGUAACUGCUAUGAUAAUUGCUAUAUAGUGAAACUGACAUGAAUUUAAAACUAGAUGGAGCAGCUUUUAUUGCUAGCAGGGAAAAGCAUAAUAUUACGGAUUGUGGCCCAGGUCUGGAGUCCAGGACUCCAUAAAAGAGUUUAAGUUCAAGCCCUUCCAUUAAUGAACUGUGCAAGCAUAGGCAGUUACAAAAGGGCUCCAUCCCACAGUUUACCCAUCUCUAAAAUGGGAAUAUUCAUACUUUACCUAUUUCACAGGAUUGUUGUGAGGAAAGUAGCAUAACUGCAAAAGUGCUUUGGACAGUAAAAAGCUAUACAAGUAAAAGGCAUUGUUUGUAUGAGUGAGAAAGACAUUUUUGAGGGUAGAAAAGUUAUUCCACUUUAAAAAUCAAUAGCCAAGUCUCAUACCUUUUGUUACUUUAUUAAGUAAAAAUUUCAGGCAUUAAAUACCUUUCUUAGCCAUGUUUAUAACAAAAACAUAUUCCAGUAUACUUAUUAUUUAAGUGUGAUCUCUUAUUUUAAAAGAACACUGCUAUAGAAUACUUUACAUACCAAAUUCCCUGAAAGCUAAAAUAUUGUUCCAUAACUUACACUUGAAGCAAUCUGCUCAAUGUGUAACCACAUUUUAUAAAAAUAACUUACCAUUGAUAAUCUGGAAGGUGGAGUACUUGUAAGUAGCUGGUGUUUAUUGAUUAAACCAUGGAAGUUUUAAUGAUACUCAAGCAUGUUGCUGAAACUGAUGCAUUUGAAAGAGCUGUUGAAAUAAUGCAAAACUGGUUUCAUAAGAAUCUACUCAUGUUUUAAAAGUAUGUAACUCCGCAGACCACAUUUAUAGAAAGCUCAGUAAUGCUGCUAAUGACAUUUGUAAACUAUACCUAUAAUGUAGUGCAAUAUUUUUAUAUUUCACUGGGAGAGGCAGUAGGGACAUCAUAGUUGUACUUUAGUGCAAGCAGGGGAACACUCUGAAUAGCCUAGAGUAUAGUAAGGUAAAAAGCUUCAAUGAAAAAAAGCUGUAUAUUACAUUACUGAUGUAAUCUUGCUGCCAUGCUAUGUAUCAAUAGCUAAAAAAUAAUAAAGAUAAGACUACCACAGAAAACAAGAAUAUCCUCAUUUGAUGACAUCUUAAAAAAGGGUGAUUGCUGCAUCUCUAUGGAAUUAUCUUCUGCUAUAAUUUGGCCAUGCAGAAAAGCAUAAAAGUCCACUUUUGCUAAACAAAAUUGCUAUUUGGCAGACUGCCCCAAAACAUUUUUUUAAACUAUUGUUUUCUUAUGGAUUGAGUUUAUGGAUUUUCUUUGGCUAUGUAUUACUAAUUAGACAUUAAAAUAGGUUUUCUACAUUUUUAUUAGUUGAAGGAAUGGGUUAGACAAACUGACUGACAUUAUACCAUUAUUAGCAUCAUAAUAGGCUAUAUUUCUUCAUGUUAAGCCUUAUAUUCAACAUCAGAACUACUUGAAAUAUGUGGCUAUUUUGUGAUGCUGGGAGGAGAAAAUACAACCUAAAAAUUUUGAAGGAGUACUGUCACGUUCUAAAUGUAUAGCUGAAUUUUUUGAAAGCAUUUGGAAAUAUUUGGCUCUUACUAAUAAUAGAUAAUAAAAUCUUAAGUCCCCUAAAAGUGAGUAAAUUUUAAAUACAUACUUUUAAAAAUAUUGUCCUAAUUUCAGAAUUGAAGUAACAGCUUUUCUUACGCGGUGGGGGGUGGGGGGGCACAGGGAAGAAAGGAGAGGUUCCCCCUAAUUCCUUUUGGGCCAUAGAUCCCCUUUUAAGAUCUGAUUAAACAUAUGGACUUUCACCCCAGGAAGAUACCCAUGUGUGCACACCAUUCAAAAUGUAUCUGAUUUUAAAGGUUUUAUGGAACUCCCCAGGGAUUAUGUCAAAUGGCUGGAUAUUACAGCUAUUUUCAUCAGAUAUGGUUAUUUAUUGACAACCAUCAGGACAAUGUUUAUAGAUGCAAGGAUAACUUGUUUUUUCCCCCACACACACUGAAUGUGGCUAGUUACAUGUCUCAAUUUAAAAUAAAUUGUGGAAAGUCAAAAAAAAAAAGUACGGUCAAGCUAACCUCAAGUUGCUUUUACCUGAUACCUACAAGCACAGUAGAAUAGUAUUUAAUUAGCUAUCCACAGUCAAAAUACCUUUAUCUUUUAGUCCAACAAUAUUUGGUUUAUAAAGGAAUACAAAUAGGCACAGUACAUGGUUCAGAAGAUUUAUUAAGUAAACUUGCUAAAACAUGGACAGAUGCACUUAGCCAAACAGUUGAAUAUUCAUUGCUACCUCAUUAAGGUUUUUAUAUCUGUAUUACCAGGUACAAACAUAAAAACCACCUCUGUUCAAAAAAUAAGUGUUCAGAGAGCUGUAGUUUGUUUUGGUACGUACAUUUUUAAAAACACCUCUUUAGUCUUGCUAACCAAGAGUAUUAGUCAUAUAAAAGAACUUAUAAUUGUUUUUCCCAAGUACAACAUAUCAUUGCUCCCAAAACAGUUCUGAAGGUUUUAUUUAUAUUUUAUCUUAUCCCAAGGGAUCAAUAGCAGGCAUACCUUUGCCAGGCAUUCUUGCAGAAAGACACAGAGCCUUAAAGGUGAAAAUAAAAUCGUAAUAAAGUAUACAGUAUUAGGGUCAGGGAGAACCAAAAACCCUCAAAGAGAACCAAUUUGUAGCACGUUCUUUUCUAAGGCUGUAGCCUGUAGAAGGAAAAAACUAGCCUGCCUUUUUAGCCAUAUGAGAGUUCCUCCAGAGCCAUCUUACAAAGUAGCAGACUUGGCCAAGUUGCCCAGUGCCAAAUAAGUGAGUUGGAAGCUUGUUUGCUUCAAACACAAUGAAACAAAGGAAAUGUUAGCUACUUUACUAGAGAAUAAGAAAGCCACAAGAUUGAGGAAUCUUUGUUCUAAAGUUCUUUGCUCCUUGAUGUCCAAGUUAACACAAACACAAUCUUAACAAAACUAAUUUUUGUUUAUGAUUACAGAACUUCAGGAUUAGCAAGUAUUAAGAGACAUUUCAUACUAUACCCAGUCAUAUCUCAUACAAAACAACAUAAAUUGACUAUGUUCACUAACAGUAUUUGCUGUUAUACUGAAAAGGCACAUCAAUGUUGUCAUGCUUAGAAAAACUACACUGCACACUAGUUAAUAUAGUUAACACAUUUUUAGAUGUUUCAUUUUUCUUUUCUGCCUGACCAUACUACUUUUACUUCUUUUAAUACAUGAUUAAAGACAUAAUUUCCUUCCUAAUCUUCAUUUAAAAUUUGUCUUCACAUUGAUGUGAAUAAUUUUCACGAGUCUAAAAAAUGUUUCAGACAACCUAAAAUAAAUAGAUCCCUAGAAAACACUUGGAUGAUCUGCAAACAGAUCAAAGAUACAGUCAGAUGUUCAAGUCAGAGCAGCUGUUACUAGCCUGUUGUUUCUUUUUCUAAAACUUGAAGUAGAUGGCGAUGAACCUUAUCAUGUUUAAACAACCUUGACAGUAUAAGGUACAUAUACCCUCAAUUUUCUUUCAUCUAGUCAAGUAUGCAUCUUUCCCAACUUUUAGUUCAUAACAGUACGUUUGGUUGCUUUUCUCUGCUUUCAGAAUGUUUACUAUUUUUCCCUUAUUGGCUUUAAUGUUUGCUGCCAACAACAUAACAUGUAGACAUAUAAUUUAUAACUCUCUCUUUCUAGGUAGGUGAUUACAUAGCAAACUAAUGCCAGCUAAGAUUUAUGGAUCCAAAAGAUAACUGACACAAGUUCUUGUCCUCUACACCUGAGAUAACGAGCUCUUUAACUCAUAAAUGUAUUGAUAGUAACUACAAGUUAAAUAACACUCAUUGUCACUAUAUAACAUGCUGUCUUACUUGAUUCUGUUGUUCAGACUUCAUUCUAGUUUCUCUUGUUGGAAGAGUCUCAGAGAUAAUAUGUGCUUUAAUUUUAAACACUCAUUUCAAAUAUUCAGAAAAAAAAGAUUUUGCCCAAGUGUUUGUUAAUGUAAGUUAAAAAAAAAUUAUAUUUGGUUUGGAUUCAAAUAUUUAUAGAUUUACACAAUACCUAUUUCAUCAAAAUAUAUUGUAUGGUAUUUAAUAAAAUCAAAUACAUAAAA
Messenger RNA from Saimiri boliviensis boliviensis (Bolivian squirrel monkey), 8921 nucleotides. It is a transcript of the gene PDZD8, whose product is annotated as PDZ domain containing 8. The record is from RefSeq and is a predicted model, not a curated record. Gene Ontology annotation, biological process: mitochondrial calcium ion homeostasis. NCBI's taxonomy places the organism in Eukaryota, Metazoa, Chordata, Mammalia, Primates, Cebidae. Gene Ontology annotation, molecular function: lipid binding; protein binding. Gene Ontology annotation, cellular component: mitochondria-associated endoplasmic reticulum membrane contact site.